UAUAUGGAAGAGACGGUGACAGAGCACACCUGGUGGGGAGGCAGCGCAUUUCUAGAGCGACGUCCGGAGCACCGUGGAUCGGUUUUACUGCAGAGAAGGUUCUGGUCCUGCUGGGCUCCAAGUCUGAGCUUCUGCUGCAGCCACAGCAUCUUCUCCAUCCGCAUCCUGAGAGUGGAGGACGGCGAGCCGCCACCAGUCCACGCCGUCAGCGCGUUGUGUCUGUGCCACCUGGCAGGCUCUGAGCGCAGCUCCAGGACCCAGAACAAAGGAGAGGACCUGAAGGAGGCUGGAAACAUCAACGCCUCGCUGCUCAUUCUGGGCAAAUGCAUCAAGGCUCUGCAGCACAACCAGCACACCAGGCUCCUGCAGCACGUCCCAUUAAGGGAGAGCAAGCUGACCCACUACCUGCAGGGCUUCUUCUGCAGCAGCAGCAAGGCCUGCAUGGUGGUCAACGUCAGCCAGUGUGCCUCCAUGUACGACGAGACCCUCAACGUCCUCAAGUUGUUGAGCCUUAAGUUCUGAUAUCCAAUUAGAACAUCAGUUCACUCCCAAACAUUUAGCACUGCUGUCUUUGUAAAAUGAACUGAGCAGCAAUCUAAUCACAACGGGGAAGCAGCCAUUAUGUUUUUGACUCAGACGAUUCAUCAGCCUACCUUCCCUAAGAUCACCGCUGCAUGACUGAAGAACUUCCCCUGGAGCCGCAGCACCAGAGCGCUCUGAGGUCUCGGUAGAGCCGCUUGAUGUAGUCAGGAUCCAGCAGAGUGAACGCUGGACUUGCUUUGGCUUGAACGGACAUCAGCCUCCAUGAAUACCAGGUCAUCCAUGUUGCUGUUCAUUAACACCGUGCUAACUUUUCCACUGUGGAGGCUCACCUUGGUACAAUCACAUAGCAGAGCCGUCCGCACCAAGUGACGACCCAAGAUGGUUUAAAAUGUCCUGGUGGAGGUUGUGAUCUCCAGGCUCCUCCCCGUCGUUCCUCCUGCUUCCUGCAGCAGGAAGACGCUGCAGAGCAGCAGCAGCUCCCUGACCGGCUGGGAAGCCAGUCUGGAAGACCUUCAGCAGGGUGAAGACCAAGACUCCAGUCUGAUGGAGGACAGCAUGGAGGAGACGGCUGACAAGGCGGCGCCACGUUUACCUUCAUUCUGACGUCAGAACCGCAGCUUCGUCCCUCCUCCUCUUCAUCAGCUGCUGCUGCAGAUUUCUGCAGGAAACCAAGCAGCUUGUGGUCGGGUCUGCAUGUCCAGGAAGCGGUCCGAUAAAAGCCCGUCUCUAGUUCCUAGGCUGGGCUUUUCCUGCUGGACCCGAUGGAUGGAAAGAGUUUUUGGACCUGACCUUGAACCUUGACCUUUGGCCUCAGACUGACCUGAUGAGACCGUCAGAGAGCAGUUCUGAUUGGCUGUCAGUGAAGCUCUGUAAACAUAUUGACUUGAUCUACUUUAGUCCUCUUUCUAUUAAAUACUGACGUAAAUCUAUCUGCAGCCAGUUGAGUUUCAUCUUUUUCUGCUGGAUUUGAUCCACCAGACAAACUGUUUCUGUCUCCUGAUUUAUGGACUGAUAGAAAGAAGCUAUUUAGUGCCUGACAUCACAGCAUUGUGAAAUUACACAAUGUGUUUCUUAGGUAGAACUUUUGCUUACUAACCAGAAGCUUCUAGUAACUCUGGUUGACAUUGACA
This is a messenger RNA of Fundulus heteroclitus (mummichog), 1673 nucleotides long. RefSeq names its product kinesin-like protein KIF20B. The transcript has 9 exons. Gene Ontology annotation, molecular function: ATP binding; microtubule binding; microtubule motor activity. Bases 4 to 522 code for a protein of 172 amino acids. Gene Ontology annotation, biological process: microtubule-based movement; mitotic spindle organization. The record is from RefSeq and is a predicted model, not a curated record. Lineage: Eukaryota; Metazoa; Chordata; Actinopteri; Cyprinodontiformes; Fundulidae.